AUGAGCCCUGUAUCUGGCUCUAUUAUGCCGGGCACAGUUCACCGCGAACCAAUGUCACCUCGAUGUCGACUGUGGCGAAUGGGCGAGCUCGAAAACGCGCUGCCAAGAACUGUGUCUGAGUCUGGCCAUAUCGUUGUAAGUCCGAACUCGAGCGGUUUAUGCACCUGCAGCCGAUGUCAACGCGAAAAUCUGGACCGCUUGGAAGAGCUGGAACGAACUGUCCAAGAUCUCACGCGGCAGAACGCCGACAUGCGCCAGCAAUUCGACGACCUUCAGCAAAAGAACCAAAGCAUCAGAGAACGAGCACAGCGCAUCGAGACGUGCGCCAUCUGCUGCUUCCCUUAUUCUGAAGAAAGAGACAAUGUCGAUGCGAGCAACAGAUGCACGUUCAGAAAAUGCGGCCAUAUCUGUUGCACGAAAUGCGUUCAGCAGCAGCUCUCCCUCGCGCAAUCGGGGUAA
Messenger RNA from Oikopleura dioica, 459 nucleotides. Lineage: Eukaryota; Metazoa; Chordata; Appendicularia; Copelata; Oikopleuridae. The record is from the annotation of a GenBank genome assembly.